AUCUAAACAACCUAAUGAAAAUGAGAUUGCUUUAUUCGUUUAUAUCUUUUUACCUCCUUGCCUUAACUUUCGCUUUUAGUGAUAUUGAAUUCUAUCAAGACAACCAAUUACUUACUAGAGAUGUACUGGACUUGGAAGAGCUUGUUGAAUAUCUUAAUACUUUACCAUCAUCCCUUGAUAAAAGGUCAAACAAAGAAUUUACUCCUUUAACUCAAAUUUGUACUGUAUUAAACACUACUGGUUGGGGUGUUCAAGCUGAGCACGACAUUUGUACCUCUUCUGUUACAUCUGGUGUUGCCAUUAAAAGUAUUAACUCAUUCUUACAACAUGAAAAUUUGACUACUAUUUUAGUUGCACUUGAUCAAUCCAACUUGGCUCUAGAUGUUGUAAUGGAAAUGUUUAUAGAUCCUAGUCUUUUACCAGGAUUAUGGACUGUUCUUAAAUCUUUAUGGUCAAGUGGUGUCAUUCAUUUGAAACGUGAUGUGAACCCAGAAUUUGAAAAACGUCAAAAUGUUGAAUUAACAGCAGAAGAGGUAGAAAUUGCUAAGAGAGGAAUUCUUGAUUUCCUUGGAGGUAUUUUCAACACUGCUGAAAAUCUUGCUAUCAAUACUUUAGUCACACUUGUUACUCAAAUUGCCGAUGUCGGAAGUAUCUGUAUCUCUCUUGAAAAAUCUGGAUUAGGUGUCUCUGUGAUUAGGGAAGCAUUAGAACCAUCGGAUAUGCAAAAAUUCACAGUCAACCUUUUGACUACCAUUAUUCAAGAUAAGACUGUAACUCUUGAUGAAUUGAUCCAAUCAUUAGAACAAUCAGGAAUUGUAAUAAACACUAUCAAGAAGAUCUUAGCCAAUACUACAGACUUAAGAAUUAUAUUUGUUUGGGCGGUCAAACAAUUGGUUAGCUUUAUUCAAUAUGUUCUUUAA
Messenger RNA from Scheffersomyces amazonensis, 920 nucleotides. RefSeq lists its product as uncharacterized. Lineage: Eukaryota; Fungi; Ascomycota; Pichiomycetes; Serinales; Debaryomycetaceae. The transcript has a single exon. Bases 15 to 920 code for a protein of 301 amino acids. The record is from RefSeq and is a predicted model, not a curated record.